Messenger RNA from Cuscuta epithymum, 988 nucleotides. The record is from the annotation of a GenBank genome assembly. NCBI's taxonomy places the organism in Eukaryota, Viridiplantae, Streptophyta, Magnoliopsida, Solanales, Convolvulaceae.
AAAAGGGGCUCAUAAACAAGAAGGCUAAAAACAAGAAGGCUAAAAAGGUUGUUUUUGCAGCGCCGGCGACCCCAACGUUAAAAAUUGAAAUGGCUGCGGCGACCCAAACGGUGAGCCUGAAACUCCUCAUAAACAAGAACGCUAAAAAGGUGGUUUUUGCAGAAGCAGAAAAACCGUUCGUUGAUUUCCUGUUCUUCCUCAUGUCGCUGCCACUGGGAACCGUCAUAAAACUUGUGACCCAGAAAUGCAUGGUGGGUGCCCUCGGAAAUCUCUACGGCAGCAUCGCCGAUCUCAGCGACACAUAUUUACAGCCCGGUACCAACAAAGACGCCUUCUUGAACCCAAAAGUGCCUGAUCUAUCGGUGGAAGUGCCACUUCUCACGCCGGCCCCCGCCGCCGCAUCUCCGGCGGCAAAGAAGGUUUACUUUUGUAGUGGCGUGCGCAACGGCUAUGGCUGCGGCCAGACCCGGUCAUACUCCGAUGACCCUACAACUAUAUGUCCCAGCUGUAGAAGUUACAUGAACGUUGAGGCGAGUAACAUUACUCCGGUCAAAGCGGCGGCGGCGGCGGAUUCUUCCAGUAAGGGUGAGGGAGGCGGGUUUGUGAGGGGUGUUGCGACUUAUAUGAUUAUGGACGACUUGAAGGUAAUGCCGCAGUCAACCAUUUCUACCAUUACCAUUCUGAAUGAGUACAAAAUUAAAAACUUUGAGGCUCUUGAGGUCAAGGUUGUUCAUCUGGAUGUCGGUGCGGGACUGAAGCUGUUGAAGGCUGCUUUACAAACUGAUUCUGUUCUCACAAAUGUCUUCCUUGCGAACUAGCUUAGGUGCAGUACUGGCUAGCUUAUUAUCAGUAACUAGCUAAUUGCAUCAAUAUCCAUGAGAUAAUUUUUUGAGUUUCAAUUUCAACUUUAACCAAAUGUGUGCAUUUCCUUGCCAGUGUGUACGAUUUCUGGUGCUGCAAUUCACUCUAUUUUUGGGACACUUUUAUU